AUGACCGAGGUUGCCGACGGUGUAAACGAUGAAGGUUUUGGUGAUCUUAACACCGAAGAAUGUUUUAAUUAUGAUAUCGACUUGAUAAAGGAGGAGAGUACAUUCAUUCACCUACAUUCUAGGCCGAGAGCUACAAUAAGUAAGAAGGGAACGGAGGACGAUCACUCCGAUAAUGAAAUUGAUUCUGCAAUCCACUCCCCACGUACGUGGCGGGUGCCACCAGUUCCAGAGAUGAAGAACAAUAACGUGCGAAGCAGCACUAAAAGUUUUGUGGUCAGCCAAAGAGCAAUAACACUCAAAACUUUGCACAAAGUUGAGCUGUUACGAUAUCGUGCAUGGUUUGUUUCUGGUCUUGAUUUAUUCGAGAUUGUUCAUGGUCACUGGAUAACUUACUGGGCUUGCGCGUGA
Cooperia oncophora is the source of this 408-nucleotide messenger RNA. NCBI's taxonomy places the organism in Eukaryota, Metazoa, Nematoda, Chromadorea, Rhabditida, Trichostrongylidae. The record is from the annotation of a GenBank genome assembly.